AUGACCUGUCAAAUAUGGCGGCUGUAGGCCAAUGUUUUGAAAACAUUGUUUUGUUGUCAUUGAGUUUUCAUAUUGUUCUGUUAUAAGUUGAUCUUAAAGUUGUGAGAUUUUUGUUUUCGUGACUGCAUCAAAUGAUUUUUAUAUUGUUUAGAGCUUAUUAGUGGUAUUCUCACGAAAAAAUUCCUUUGACAUGCCUUGUAGUUGAUUGUAGAAGUUGUUCCAACAGGGAUGAUGUAAAAUUCUUUUCAGUGCCUGCGGUUUUAAGCCACGGGUUUCUUACGGAUAAAAACGAAUUGUCUGAAAGGCGUAGGGCACUAUGGAUAGCAGCAAUUAAGAGGGACGAUCUUACUGAAUCGAAACUAAAGAAUCAGAGAGUCUGCAGUAAACAUUUUUAACUUGAAAACCUGCUGCUUUGGAAGAUGAAAAUCAUCCGGAUUGGGUUCCAUCACAGAAAAUGGGGCACAAAUCUCAUAGGAAACAGGCUGAUGUUGAGAGGAAAGGAAGAUUUGAUAAACAGAGGAAAUUGAGCAUUGAACACGCAGAUAUUGAUGUCGAACUUAAUUCAGAGGCUCCAGACCAUGGUAGUAACUUCGAUACUGGGGUUGCAUCUCAGACGGACAUUACUAUGGAAGAAUUAACUUUAAAAUUCGACCAAUUGAGUUUUGCCUCAAAAACGAUAGAAAGACUUGAAAAAAAAAUUGACACAUCGCCAUUUGGUCUCAGAGACGAUCCUAGUAAUGAUAUCAAAUGGAUUUACUAUACAGGUUUUUCGUAUACUUUUGUAGAAGGUAUAUUAUAUAAGAUUAUAGAAGAUGAUAUUCCCACAACAAGUAUUACUGCUCUCAGUUGUUUCAAUCUAUGCAAUGCUGGUCACAUUAUAAACACCACAACACUGUAA
Molecule: messenger RNA, 898 nt
Organism: Harmonia axyridis
Lineage: Eukaryota; Metazoa; Arthropoda; Insecta; Coleoptera; Coccinellidae
Exons: 4
Coding region: 455-898 (147 amino acids)
Source: RefSeq, a predicted model, not a curated record